Messenger RNA from Neurospora tetraspora, 1769 nucleotides. RefSeq names its product major facilitator superfamily domain-containing protein. Gene Ontology annotation, biological process: transmembrane transport. Gene Ontology annotation, molecular function: transmembrane transporter activity. Gene Ontology annotation, cellular component: membrane. The transcript has 2 exons. The coding region runs from base 132 to 1655 and encodes 507 amino acids. Lineage: Eukaryota; Fungi; Ascomycota; Sordariomycetes; Sordariales; Sordariaceae. The record is from RefSeq and is a predicted model, not a curated record.
AUGUUGGUACUUCCAUUAACCUCCAUUGCUCCAGAUUGAUUUCCUCAAUUAGGAAGAGAUAGGUUCGGGUCUGCCAUACAAGACGACGUAUUCCACCAAAGCUCGGCGGGUAACCAGAAACAACCCUCAAGAUGGCUUCCCAAUCAACUUUCGAUAUACCACUGGACUCACUACCUCCAUCCCAUCGAACCACCAUAAGCAAGACGGACCUCGACCCCAUCCGUCGAGCUGAAACCGGCACUCCGGAGCCCCAAGAUAUCCAAGAACCUGCAAGACAUGAGUUCUCCCAGCUACCGCCAGUCGACGGCGGCAAGGACGCCUGGCUCUUUUUAGCCGCAUGUUUCGUUGUCGAAGCAUUAGUCUGGGGCUUCCCCUACUCCUUCGGCGUCUUCCAGGACUACUACAGCACCCACCCGCCCUUCUCCGCCUCCAGCAACCUCGCCGUCAUCGGCACCUGCGCCAUGGGCAUCAUGUACCUCGACACUCCCUUAAUCAUGGCCUUCUUCCGGCGUUUCCCCCGGUUCGCGCGAUGGUCUCCCAUCGUGGGUUUGCUGGUCAUGUGUUUCGCCCUUGCCAUGUCGUCCUUUUCUAAGACUGUCACCCACCUGAUCGUCACCCAGGGGAUCUUGUACGGUGUCGGGGGCUCGAUCGCUUACUCCCCUUGUAUCCUCUACCUGGAUGAGUGGUUCGUCAAGAAGAAGGGAUUGGCUUACGGGAUCAUGUGGUCCGGCACUGGUUUGGCGGGCGUGGUGUUGCCGCCGUUGCUGGAACAUUUUUUGUCCAAGUACGGGUAUCAGACUACGCUCCGCAUCUGGGCGGUGACGGUGUUUGUGUUGAGUGCCCCGUUGGCGUGGUUUUUGAAGCCUAGGGUUUCUGUUGGAGGAGGCAAGGUUGCGGCAAGCGAAGCAACUUCUUCUGCCUUUACGUCUGGGACAACCACCCCAACGAACACCAACACACACGACCAUACUCCUCCUCCAAGUCAAACGCCCUACAGCCCCUCCCUAUCCUUCGUCUUCACCCGCCCCUUCCUCUUCUACCAACUCUUCAACAUAAUCGAAGCCGCCGGCUUCUUUCUUCCGGGGAUUUACCUGCCCUCCUACGCGCGCUCCGUCCUGCAAGCCCAGGGGUUCCUUACCUCCUUGACUUUGUUACUGCUCAACGUCGCCUCCGUCUUCGGCUGCGUCGCCAUGGGCUGGUUCAUCGACCGGCUGGACGUCACCACCUGCAUCAUGUUGUCGACAGCCGGCACCGUGCUGGGGACUUUCUUUCUCUGGGGUUUCGGCACCAACUUGGCGGUUUUGUAUGUUUUCUGUGUGGUGUAUGGGUUCUUUGCGGGCAGCUUUGUGAGUACGUGGCCGGGGAUGAUGAGGGAGGUUGCGAAGUUGGGUCAUCAGGGUUCUGGUGAGACUGGAAAUGAAUACGGGAGUAAGCCGGUUGAUCCGACCAUGGUGUUUGCGUUUCUGGCGCUGGGGAGGGGAGUGGGAAACGUGGUUAGUGGGCCGUUGAGCGAGGUGCUGGUUAAGGGGUUGCCGUGGCAGGGGAGGGCAUUGGCUGGGUAUGGGAGCGGGUAUGGAGGGUUGAUUGCGUUUACGGGGGUGACGGCGUUGGUGGGAGGGGGAAGCUUUUUGUGGAAGAGGUUGGGGUGGUUGUGAAUGGGUUGAGUGUUGUUAUAGGGUGGGUACAAUGUAAAAGUGAUCAUGUCACGUUAGAGCUUAAUCGGGGUAGUGUAAACAAGAAAGAGACAAAACAAAAUAAAACGAACUGUG